AUGGACCUUAUUCAGAAGAUACCGACAAUGCUCCCACCGCACUCAGAUCCUCGUGCGGAUACCUAUCCACUGAUGUCCUCCUUCACACCCUCCGUGUUAAUCACUUUGGGUUACGUGUGCUUAGUUUGUGCCUGGUCUAAAUCCUUGAACAUGCGUAAAUCUAAAAACAGUGCAUUGCAAAAAGAGACUGAGAUUAAAUGGGACUUGACUCGAUGUUUGAUGAUUUUUUACAAUUUUACCAUGGUCCUCUACAGUGCUACCCUUGUUGGCACAGCGCUCUACUAUGCACAAAAACUGGGCUACGGCCUCGGUUGUGUGGAAGCGCCCGACCCGACGGAUCGUCGAACGGAUAUUGUGGUCGCAAUCGGAUACGCGUUCUAUUUUUCCAAAUUCAUAGAGAUGUUGGAUACGGUGUUUUUCCUUUGGCGUGGACGAACCGAUCAGGUCACAUUUCUGCAUGUCUUUCAUCACGCCGCAAUGCCACCUUCAAUUUGGUGGGGUAUAAAAUAUGCACCAGGUGAGUAG
This is a messenger RNA of Echinostoma caproni, 525 nucleotides long. The record is from the annotation of a GenBank genome assembly. NCBI's taxonomy places the organism in Eukaryota, Metazoa, Platyhelminthes, Trematoda, Plagiorchiida, Echinostomatidae.